This is a messenger RNA of Haliotis rufescens (red abalone), 2238 nucleotides long. Its product is annotated as calmodulin-A-like. Gene Ontology annotation, molecular function: calcium ion binding; enzyme regulator activity. Bases 219 to 692 code for a protein of 157 amino acids. Lineage: Eukaryota; Metazoa; Mollusca; Gastropoda; Lepetellida; Haliotidae. The transcript is spliced from 5 exons. The record is from RefSeq and is a predicted model, not a curated record.
UCUCCUACGAACUGCAUUCAGUCGUUAUAACCACCAGUUGGUUCUUUCUCCGCGCGUCAGUCUGCGAGUGUCGCUGUAGAGUCGUAUAAGGACUACUGCUGAAACAGUGGACAGACUUUCACACACGGCUGUUGACAUUGUGAGACGACAGGACCAUCCUUCUCAUUUGGAAUACUAAACUGGAAAUUUAUCAACUCUAUCACUUAUUGACAAAAAUCAUGUCUACUCUGUGCCAAGCAACGCAAAAGCAACAGGAACUGUCGAAAGAACAACUUGAUGCAUACCGCGAGGCCUUCUCCAUGUUCGACGAGGAUAAAGAUGGUCGCAUCACGCCGAAGGAGUUGGAGACGGUGAUGAGGUCGCUUGGCAUCAAGCCAACAGACACCGAAGUCCGGGAUAUGAUCACCAACAUGGACAUAGACAAGAACGGCACCAUUGAGUUCGACGAGUUCGUAGCCGUGAUGACGAAAACGUCGAAGUCGCAAAUGGAGCCAGAGAUGAAGGUGACGUUCAAGAUUUUCGAUCAAGAUGGCGACGGCUACAUCGACGCUAAGGAACUGAAGCAGGUGAUGAAGGCUUUGGGGGAGAAGCUGACGGACGACGAGAUCAGGGUGAUGAUCCUAGAAGCCGACAAGAACAACGAUGAGAAGAUCAGCUAUGAUGAGUUCGUAUUGAUGAUGCAGUCCAGGUGAAGAGUAUUCGUCGCCAUGGAAACGUACACCGACUUCCGGCAUGCCUUUUGCUUCAUUCGUGACGCCAACUUUUAAAUUUUUGACUUAACUGUGUUUUGACACAUGGAAGGUCGUUUGUCUGACAUUCCAUAGGUUUCGACUCCAUGUUAGAUGGUUUAAAGAUCCUAAGGAAUCUAUGAUAAACACAUACACUGUUUGGAAACUUGUGACUUUGGUAGAUAAAUAUGUAUAAUCAUUUUUAAUAAGAUUUCCCCUUAAAUUAAAUUCGACGUUUUCAGUUUUUUGCAAUACAUCCUGAUGGCAUGUUAUAAAAUAUGAAUAUGAAUUGCACUAAUGUAUUGGUGAAGGCUAGCGGACGUUUCUAAUGUAAAAGUGUAUGUUAAUAACAGCUAAAGAUUCCCUUCCUAAACAACAAACAGUGAAACGUCGUUAAUCCAGACCUUUUAGUCCUUUAUGGCCGAUUAUUGUCGAGUCACCCGUGUUCGUGACCUGACGUGAUGAUUCCUCGUGCAUUUGUGACGUCUAUCAAGGUUACUUUACGUCCACAUAAUAGGUCGUAUGAUUCAAAAACUUCACAGAUCACUCUCACUAAAAACAGUAUUCGAAUAGGUGAUUAUUUGCCAUGAACUGGAAAUGAUGUUCUAAAACCUAUAAAAUCCAUUUAUUAAGUGUUUGAAAACAACAAGUACGUUUCUAUCUGGUGCGUCGCAUUUUGUACGACCAAGGAAUGCAAAUAACCAACUUAGAUAGUGCUACUACGGAAAAAAUGUUUUUCUUUACAUUUUGACAACGGCUGUAGAUAUAUAUUUCUUAAAACCGAAAUUUUAAGCACAAUGUGCCAUUUUAUCCAUAAAUCUCGUAGUUUUAAUAGUCGGUUGCUUUGGAGGUGACAGAAAUUAAAUCUGUUUGGUUAUUAUAAUUAAUCACAAAUUUGAAUGAUCACAUAUGACAAAAAAAUCACUUUCGCGUCUGCGAUAUAAUGGUCGCCUAAUACUUCGCGUCACAAACUGUCAUACUCAAGGAUAUGUAGAAAGAACAUUGCUCCUUAGCAAUCAUUCUUUAAACCGAAAACAUGUUACCCCGGACGAUCUCAUUCAGGACGGUACCGUCCUCAUGAACGGGAAUUCACUGUACACCAUGGUCAUUCCAAGACUGUUCACUAUAUAUCAAUAUCGUCAGCAUCUAUUCUUUUGAGAUACUGCGUCAUCCAAUCGUAUUACCACUGCGCACAACUAUCUGGUAGCUUCAGUGUCUACUCAUUUGUCCAAGAAUAAUUAAUCAGUUAGUUUAUUACUGUAUGAUAGAGGACAUUUAAUUUCUCAAGCUUAGAUCGUGUGUUUCGUGUUUUCCAAUAUUUUGUUGUAUAUUGUUAAAACCAAAGAGCAAAUAAACCUCAGUAUUUAUACUCUAAAGUGUUUUAUAUUUAUCAUGUAUAUUGUAAAUGUGUUCAUGAGCUCUCAUUCGUGUUGUCACUCCAGUUUGGACAUGCAAGCUCUUUACUUUCUAUUUAUCAAUUUGAUGCAAUAAAUAAAACAUAUACUCUUGA